AUGGGUUCUACUGAAGUCUCCAGCCGCCCCAAGCUAUACCAAAACUCAGUCACAAUGUGGCAACGUCAAAAGCAAGAUUGGAUUGACCGAUCAACCAUUGCCUUCAACAAGUCCAAAAACCGCGCCCAACAGUCAACAAUGGACGCAUGGAACAACUCCAAGAACCGCGCACAGCAAUCCACCAUGGGGGCGUGGAACAGUUCCAAGACUCGCUGUCAGCGUACGACAAUGGGUGCCUGGCACAAAUCUGCGGACUCAUUGUAUAAUUCCAAGGACAGGGCUCAGCAAUCUGCAAGAGCAAUGGUGGAUCGGUCGGUCUCCAGAUGGAACGAGUCAGCAGAUCAGAUGCACCAAGCCAUCCGUGUAAAACGAUCAGAGGACCCCGAAAUGCGACCGAGACAAUCGAAUGAUACUACUUCGUCGCCAUCUUCACCGGACUCAACAAAAUCAAGAUCUCGUUUCUAUGCCCAAUCAAACAUCUCUACAGUUUCUUCUGCAACUACCGCGGUGGAAGUGCCCACUAAAACACAACCUAUUCAGCCUGCAUCAGCCGUAAAGUCUUCGGCCUCACCCAAAGAACAGAUCGGUGCCUUGUACAACGCCGCUUCCGCCACUAGUCUCUUAGUGGACCAGACAAGAAGAUUGCGGGAUGACAGAAGCCACAUUUUGGGAGAGAUUGAACUCGACUGGGUUAAUUCAACCAUCACCGAGGCCGACGAGACAUCCAACAACCUGUCUAGCUUUAUACAACCUUUCUGGGUCGCCCAUUGCAAAGAAGCAGAUGACGAAGCGUUGGAGCGCAAGAUCUGGACUCGCCGUGACAUUCAACGUGCCUUGAAGAAAGAGUCGCGCAUGCUCCAAGCCCACAGCAAAGUCGAAACAGUCUUCGGCCACCUGGCAUCCCUCCCCGCAGAAAUGAACAUCAGCAGUGCUGAGCUCAAAGACGUGGAAGUUCUGGCCUUGCACGGUAUUUCGGAAUUGCCAACCACCCGAGUGGUCUCUGUUGCUGAGCUUCCGGGUGACUCGCUGCCUGUCCUGAACAAUUACGCAGAGCUGUCCUCACCAAUGGCGAUCCCCACGAUCGUCGUGACACAGCACGAUGGUGAUGAGGAUGAUGAUAUCUCCAUGAGGGGACGUAGUUCUCCUCCAAGCUACGAAAUAAGUGAAGUGGAAGGUGUGCACGAAAUACGCUGA
This is a messenger RNA of Penicillium olsonii, 1194 nucleotides long. NCBI's taxonomy places the organism in Eukaryota, Fungi, Ascomycota, Eurotiomycetes, Eurotiales, Aspergillaceae. The record is from the annotation of a GenBank genome assembly.